Molecule: messenger RNA, 1504 nt
Organism: Anoplophora glabripennis (Asian longhorned beetle)
Lineage: Eukaryota; Metazoa; Arthropoda; Insecta; Coleoptera; Cerambycidae
Exons: 5
Coding region: 1-1452 (483 amino acids)
Biological process (GO): recombinational repair
Source: RefSeq, a predicted model, not a curated record
AUGGGGAAGGUAAGGAGGCGUUGCAAAGACUGCUACUUGGUCCGAAGAGGUACUAUUUUUGACAAAACGAAAGCUCCUGAAUUGCUCCAAUUGAAAGCGGUUCAGGUCAUAUUGAAUACCUCCUUUAAACCAACUACUAGCAGUACGCAGUCGUCCCAAGUACCAAAAAGAGUUUGUAAGGAAUUAGAACAGGAGAAUUUCAAAAGGCUGAAAUUAGACGAUUCUAUUAGUGCCAUAAAUAAAAGUUUAACUAAAGAUUUCUGUAUUCAGAGACAAAUAUGUGUUGACUCUUUUAAUUCACCUAACCGAGUGGUAAGAAGAAAAUUUCCUGGACCAGCCGGACUUUUACCCGAAAUAGGAGCAGAUAAGUCCAUUUUACAACUCCUAAAAAAUGAAAGAUUGAAAACUGACAAUGUCGAAGACAUGCCCAUUUUAUCCCAACAAACCAACUCAGUUUUUGAAAAUGGUCCAUGGAAAGAAAUGUGUAAAGAUUUUCGUUGGCCCAAUAGAGAGAAUUUGGUUGAAAGAUUUAACAUAAAGUGGAUCAAAAAGCAAGCAUUGAAGCAACUUUUGAAUCACAAGGCACCUUUUUUAGCAGCUAUGAUACAGAAUUUAGAUAUUGUAGACGGGAAGAUUCCUACCAUUAACGUUAUUUUAAAGGACACUACAGGUGAUAUACGUGGAACAAUAUUACACAGUCUUUAUGAAGAGUAUUCCAGUUACUUCAGGAUUGGUUCAGUAUUAGUUUUAAAACAUUUUGGAGUUUUAUCCGCUGGUCACAACAACCACUGUUUGUCGAUAACUCCUAACAAUUUGAUAUCGAUAUACUGCGGCGAAGUACUACAAAAAUUGUGUAACGAAUAUAGUUGUGGCGAAAAUACAAGCAGGGAUUCCAUUAAAAAAGUUAUAAUUCAAGACUAUAAUGUGCAGGAGAUCUUGAACAAAUAUAAUGAGGACGUUCUAACCCACUCACAAGAGAAGCAAAGGAAGAUUCCUUUUGGAAAUAGCUCUGAUGAUGCUGGAACUAGCUUCGUUCCUAACGAUAACAGUUCUUCUGUAGGUAGUAACUUAUUGUUAUCACAUAUAAGUCGUAAGCCGCAUCGAAGCUGUGAAAACAUAUCAACUGUUGCAGUUAGUACUAGUAAUAGUUGUGCUACAAAUCGCGAGGAAUUUAGUACCGCUCUAACUGAUGUGGACAGAGAUAAGAGCCCUGUGAAGAAGAAAUUUAAAUAUAAGAAACAUUUCAGUAGUCCUAACGAUAGUAAAACAGGUGUAAGUGAAAACGCCAUGUUUAAUAGCGAUAAGAAAGUAGAUGGGGGUGUUAAAACUUGUGAUAGUCUAGUUAUAGCCACGAAACAGAUUUGUGUGAAGCCUGAUAAUAAAGAACACACGGAAAUCUGGAAAAAUUUAUUGGACGGUGUAGAUACAGAUUCACUCUUUGAUGAUUUUUGAUUAUGUAAAUAAAUUAUGUAUUUCUUUAUUUUGUAAUAAAUACUUUGAAGCA